This is a messenger RNA of Microsporum canis CBS 113480, 1686 nucleotides long. RefSeq lists its product as hypothetical. The transcript is spliced from 3 exons. Gene Ontology annotation, molecular function: oxidoreductase activity, acting on paired donors, with incorporation or reduction of molecular oxygen; iron ion binding; steroid hydroxylase activity. Bases 1 to 1686 code for a protein of 561 amino acids. NCBI's taxonomy places the organism in Eukaryota, Fungi, Ascomycota, Eurotiomycetes, Onygenales, Arthrodermataceae. The record is from RefSeq and is a predicted model, not a curated record.
AUGCUCUCUAGUCUUGGGUGGACAGAGUCUACACUAUGCAUCUUGCUACCCAUCUACUUAUUAUACCUCGCACAAAGAUGGCUUAGGAUAGGGGUAUCAGGCGAAACCCCUCCUAUGGGUUGGUCGAAGGUACCUUACAUAGGCCAUUCCCUGUCGUUCCUCCGUGGAGGAGUGAACUUAUUCUCCAUGUUUGAGCCUUAUCGCAAAACUACCACCCCCAUACAUUUCAACAUCUGUGGGACUGACCUCUUUCUCAUUAAUUCUCCUGAAAUUGUCCGAAAGAUUGCCAACAAGCCGCACAUUUUCUCUGAAGGUGGUCUGCGGGGUCAGUUUGCUUUGAAGGUCCUUGAUCUUCCCAAGAGCGCAGCCGAUGUGUUGGGGAAUGAUGUCUCUGGCUCUGCGCCGCGACCACUGCCUGGUAGCACUUUACCACCAGAAAGGCGUAUUGUUCGAAUGCAGCACGAGACUACCUUUAAUCUACUGGCGUCCCCAUCCGGUCUACAUACAUUUGUUCAGAUGUUUACCAAAUUCAUGGAGAAACUGAUUCUCUCUAGCGAGGUUGAUGAACAAUGGACCGAGUUUCCAGACCUGUUUUACUUUCUUCAAACCCUAACGUCUACAGCAAUGAUGAAUGCGCUCUGUGGACCUUGCUUGAUUGGAAAGAACCCGGACUUUGUUGACGACUUCUGGACUUUUGAUCUCAAUAUCCAUUACCUCAACAUAGGUAUUGCUCCGUUAUUUAAGGUAGAAGGGGUCAAGGCCCGUGAUAGAUGUAUUAAAGCUCUUAUUGAAUGGAAGAGAAACGCUGUCUGGGCCUCUAGGGACAAACCUUACCCAGAUUCUUUGCUUUGGAAUGAUAUCUGGGGAUUCAAAAUCAUGCGUGAUAGAGACGCCAUGUAUAGCAGGUUCCCAGAAUACUCAAAUGACCAAGCACGCGCUGGAGCUGAUUUGGGUAUCCUUUGGGCGUGCAACGACAACCUUAUUCCUGUUGGCUUCUGGCUGGUCCAAAGGAUUCUCGAUUCUCCUAGCCUACGGGAGCGCUGUAUGAAAGCCUUUGAUAGUGCAAGGCUUCCUCCGCAAACAGGCGAUACCCUUCCACGCUUCGAUACAUAUGUCCUUGCAAAAAACCCUUUUCUUCAAUCUACAUAUCACGAGGUCCUACGGACUCAAGUAACUAGCUUUACGGCACGUACCGUCCGCCAGGACUAUCAGGUAGGAAAAUACAUGUUUCCCAAAGGGUCGGUCACCCUUUCGUCUUCGUGGGGAGUCCACAAUAACCCAGGUCUAUGGGAAUCGCGGCCAGGGGCAGAGGAACACCCUGUGGAUGAGUUCUGGCCUGAAAGGUUUCUUGUCUGUCCCUACGAAAAGGCAUUAAGGGAGGGGAAGCCUCCCCCUGAAUCCGGAAAGGAGCCAGAAUUCUCAUUGAAAGGUCUGGAUGGCACAUUCUUCCCCUUUGGCAUAGGCCAUAACGCAUGUCCAGGCCGUCACUUUGCUACCCAUGCCAUUCUCAACAUAGCAGCCACGUUGCUUUCGGUAUUUGAUUUUGAACCCCUUGAUACGUGGGCUGGAGAGGGCAUGGACUACACCACAUUUGGAUAUACACCUGCAAGGCCAUUGAAGAAAAUCCCCUUUAGGGUGCGGAGGAGGAUGUGCCCAGUGAUGAAAUAUGAUAGUCCAACUUGCUAA